AUCCCCGUAUCCAAGGAGACUGGUUGUCGAAAUAUUCUCAUCACUUCUGCUUUGCCCUAUGUGAACAAUGUGCCCCAUCUGGGCAACAUGAUUGGGUCCACGUUGAGUGCGAGUACAUUCGCCUCGUACUGUCAGAUUGCCGGGCACAAUGUGCUGUCUAUUUGUGGCACUGAUGAGUACGGCACAGCGACCGAGGCGAAAGCGAUGUCCGAGCAAUUGACUCCACGCCAGAUUUGUGACAAAUAUCACCAAUUGCAUUGUGAAAUCUAUCGUUGGUUCAAUAUCGAAUUCGAUUAUUUCGGACGUACUACAACGGAAAAGCAUACAGAAAUUGUGCAAGAACUAUUCACCAUGCUGUGGAACAAUGGGUUCAUUUCCGAGGACGUGGUAGAACAAUUGUUUUGUGAGCACUGUGCCAAAUUUCUGGCUGAUCGAUUUGUUGAAGGUAUCUGCCCAUUCUGCAAAUAUGAUGAUGCUCGCGGGGAUCAGUGCGAUAAAUGUGGUCGUCUGAUGAACGCGGUCGAAUUGCGUCAACCCAGAUGCAAAACAUGCACCCACUCCCCAAUUGUUCGGUCGUCGAAACAUUUGUUCUUGGAUCUGCCCAAGGUGUUCUACGUCUGGUUCGAUGCACCCCUCGGAUACCUGUCCAUCACAGCCAACUACACGCCGGACUGGCGUCGCUGGUGGCUCCCAACCGCAGCCGAACGUGACCAACAAGCCCCGGUCGAGUUGUAUCAGUUUAUGGCCAAAGACAAUGUACCAUUCCAUGCGAUCAUCUUCCCAGCAUGUCUAUUGGCGGCACAACAAGGUCACACGUUAGUAAAACAUUUGUUAUCCACCGAAUAUAUGAACUACGAGGGUACGAAGUUCUCAAAAAGUCGCGGUAUCGGUGUGUUUGGUGAUGGUGCAAUGCGUUCGGGGAUUGCGUCCAAUAUUUGGCGAUUCUAUCUGCUCUAUCGACGUCCGGAAUCCCAAGAUAGCGCGUUCUCGUGGGACGAUUUUGUUCUGGUGAAUAAUAGUGAGUUGCUCAAUAAUCUGGGCAAUUUUGUGAACCGUGCGUUGGCAUUUGUGGCUCGAUUCUACAAUUCUCUCAUUCCGGACAUGACAGUGUUGGAAUCCAGUGACACGGAAUUUUUGGCCCAGGUCAAUCAGCUGAUCGAGACGUAUAUAGGUCACAUGGAGGCGUGUCGUUUGCGCGAAGGAUUGCGACAAAUUUUAGCCAUCUCUCGUCUGGGCAACGGGUAUUUCCAAGUGAACCAACCUUGGGUUGCGUACAAAAAAGAGGAGACUAAACCUCGUGCUGGUGUCGUGAUCGGUGUGGCCGCCAAUGUGGCUGCUCUAUUGGGUUUACUGCUCCAACCAUUUAUGCCCGCGGUGACCAAACAGAUCUGGUGUGAACAGUGCAACCUACCCGAGGACCGCCUGAGUUUGGUGCCCAUUAUGCGCCAAUCCUGCCGUUUAUAUCAAAUCCUACCAGCCGGGCAUCAUAUUGGCAAG
Molecule: messenger RNA, 1497 nt
Organism: Echinostoma caproni
Lineage: Eukaryota; Metazoa; Platyhelminthes; Trematoda; Plagiorchiida; Echinostomatidae
Source: the annotation of a GenBank genome assembly